Molecule: messenger RNA, 7296 nt
Organism: Lymnaea stagnalis (great pond snail)
Lineage: Eukaryota; Metazoa; Mollusca; Gastropoda; Lymnaeidae
Source: the annotation of a GenBank genome assembly
AUAAAAUCUCCCAGACUCAUGAUAUUUGAAAUGGGAAUACUGUCAGCUAGGAAGGGUAAGAAAUGUACGUAACUGUCUGUUUUUUUAUUGAAGUUCACAAGUUCCGUUUGGAAGUUCACAAUAAUAAAGAACCUUGUUACAAAUUUUUAAAAUAAAUAAUUAUUUAUUUUGAAUAAAUUCAUUUCAAUGAUUUGACUACUGAUAUUUAAUAAUUUAAUUAUAACAAUUUGUGAUGAGCCGAAUCAGCUUAUGUUAGGUAUUAUUGACUUAUUUUGAAAACAGGGCAAUAAAUUCUAAUAACCUAAAACAUUUUUAAUGUUCAAAUUGUAUUGUCUUUUUUUUUAAUAUAUGAUCUCACUUUUUUACAUAUUCCAGUGGGUAUCUUACUGGCAGUGUUUUGGAUUGGAACCCUGUGCUAUAUCUGGCUCCCAGACCACAUUCCAGAUUUUCUCAGCUCAAAAACAAAAUCAGAAAGUAAAAAAUCAAUUUAUAAUUUGAAAUAAUAUUUCACUUUUAUUCUUUAUAUGCAUCUGAUAGUAAACCAUUUCCCAAGAAAUUGUAUUUUUAAAGAUGCUUGCAAAAUUUAUGAUCUAAACUGAGAUUACUACUAGCACUGUUAGACACCCUGAAGUACGGUGAUGCUAACAUCACUCUAAUGCUAACAUCACUUGCCUUUCACAAUUUUUAGUUGUUAAUAAAUAUAUUUUUUUACAAGUUUAAAAAAUUAACAUUGAUCCCUUCUUGUAACAUUUUUUCUGUAUUUACUGCUGUAUGAUUGUAUGUAUUAUAAGAUGUUUUAAAAUGUUAGAGCGGAUAAGCAAGUAUUACAUCAAUAUCAUUCUCAUUUAAUUUACUUUUCAGAAAGUGCUAAGUUACCAAAACUUAACUUGAUGCUACAUGCUGGAGUAAGUUCCAACACUUCUCAGCUGAGCAAUGUAGACUCUAAUGAAACUGUUCAUGUUUGCAUCUCAUCUGAUCAAAGAACUUUAGGUACACAAAUAACCAAAUAAUUAGUUGUACUGAACUUAGUUAUUACAUUUUCCAAUUUAUUUAGUUUUAAAGUAGUCUAAUUGACAAACAAAAUGUAAUUUUAUUUCUUUAAUUGGUAACUUACAAAUAUUUUUAGAUUAAAAACCAUUUAAAACUUAUAUAAACUUAACUGCCAAGUCAUUUACAUUAUUGAGAGAAUUCAGUUAAGAUAUGUCUUUCUUAAGUUGAAUUUAUAUUAGCUGAGCAGAGGUUUAUUUUUUUUAAAUAUUGAAUUAAUGAUAGUAUUUACAAAACUAAAUUUAGCAUACGCCAUAUGCAAAUAAUCACAGUGAAACUUAAGAACAAACAAUAUUGAAAUAUUUAUAAAUAUGCUGUUCUUUUUUCUUGUAGUUGCCAUUGUAAAUGAAUUUGAACUUGAAAAUGUUACAUUAUAUAGAAGGCUUAGUUCUAGGAUUGAAUUGUUAAACCUUUUAUAACAAUCAUAUAUUCUUUUGUCUUUCAGGUGGAAUGGUUACAUUAAUCAAUAGUAUUGUUUCCAAUACAAAGUCUAGAGUCAAAUUCCAUCUAGUUGUUGAUGAAGAAAGUGCUGAUCGUGUUAGGUUCGAAAAUUUAUUUGAAAAUAUCAAGUUUGUUUUUGUUUUUUUCAACUGUAAAAACAUUUGUAUUUUGUAAUAUUACCAUACGAUUUGUGUUAAUGUAUUCAGUAUCAAAGACAUAUUUUCAUAAUUGAAGAUAAAUUGUUUUAACCUCCAUGCUAGUUUUUAAUUUUGUAUUUUCUAAUGGCAAAAAAAUGUAAACACCAUUGUAAUUGUAAUUUUGUUAUGUAAAAAUCAUUAAAUAAUGCAUGUAAAAAUAUUAUGAUCUGUUAGUUAUUAUGAGUCUGUGGUACAUAGAGCACACAUGUUUGGAUGAGCUCUAUAUAAUAUUUCAAUCCUUUGCCUUCUUUUGAUGGCAUUGAUACUGUGGCUAUCCAUUGUUAAAAUAUGUAUGUUGCUUGUUCCCAGCAUUUGGCUCAGGAAGUCCAAGCUUGCUGACAUAGAUUUCCAGGUUAAAGUAUUUCCAUUGAACUGGGUUGAUGGCAAAAUCAAAAUCAGAGGUGGGAGAAAGGAACUGGGCAGUCCUGUAAGUUUUUUUGGGGCGGGGGUUUUGUUUUGAUUUCAACUAUUCAAGAAUAUACAUCGCAACAACAAAUUUUAAUUUGUAAUAAUACAAUUUUUUUAAAGAUUUGUGUUUAAAUUUGUUGAGCUAAGCAUUGUUUAGAAAAUAAAAAAAUUAAGUUCAAAUAUUCUUCCACUUUUAAACAAGAGUUAAAUUGACUCCAAUGAGACUAUAUAAUGCUCAAGUUUUUUAUUUUGAAUUAUCUUUUGUUUCUUGUUUUGUAUUGUCCUUUUAUUCGUCCUGUCUUUUCAUUUCCAACCUAAACAUAUCUUGUUCAAUUAAUUCCUUCACAUGGCCACUCAUAUAUAUUAUCAACGUUUCUCCUCUCUAUAAGCUUAUUUUUUUUAUUUUUUUAAAAACUGUCAGUGAUGCUAAUUUCUUUUAAUAUUUAAUUUCUUGCAGUUAAACUAUGCUCGUUACUAUUUACCAAGACUUUUUCCACAACUAAAAGAAAGAAUUGUAUUUAUAGAUGAUGACUGCAUUGUACAAGGUAAUUAAAUUAUGGAUGCGUUUAUAUUAUCACAUUGAGCAACUAUAUGACAAAUGGCUAACAUCUUAAAUCUUCGUAAUUUGUUUUAUUCUUCCAUAAAGUGAAAUCAUUGAAUGUAUGCAGUUGCCUAUUCUCAUUACCCCCCCCCCCCCAAAUACUUUACUGCUAGCAAAUACUAGAAAACUGACAAUUGUGAUUAUGAUGUCAUACAUUUUUGUGUUGUUUUUUUUUUUACUUAAAUUUUAUUAUGUUUUAUGUUACUAAAAAUUCUGAACUGGGUCAGACAGAAAAUGAAAUGUAUUUGAAAAAGGGUGUUAAUAAAAAGUAAAUAUUUGAAACUGGUUUUCAACGAGGGUGCUAAAUAAAAAGAAAAUAAUUGAAACUGUCUUUAAACAAGGGUGCUAGAAAAAAAAGAAAAUAAUUGAAACUGUCUUUGAACAAGGGUGCUAGAUAAAUAGAAAACAUUUUAACCUGUUUUGAACAGCUUACUUACUUGUACCUUUUACAUUCAUCUCAGUGCCUUCCUUUCCAGUUGCUUCCAGAUGUACCCCAUACUUUUUGUGUCUGCCUCCAGCUCACAUCUCUUUGUUUUCUUAAGCCUUCCUCUCUUUCUUUUUCCCUGUGGAUUUUAUGUUAAGUGUUGUCUGGUGAUGUUAUUUGGGGUUUAUGAAGAGUGUACCCUAUCCACCUCCAUCUUUUCCUUAUGAUGUCUUCAGCAAUAGGCUUCUGGUAUGUCCUUUAGUAAGUAUUUGUUGGUGAUGGUGUUUGGCCAUUUGAUGUUCAGGAUCUUUCUAAGGCAAGUGUUUAUGAAGGUCUUUACUUACUGCUCGCCACCUUCAUGAUCUUUGUCUUGCUUUUAUAAUUUAUUUAUAUUGAGUCUCAGCUCUGCUGAAAUGGUGGCUUUAUCUUUAGCCUUUUUCUGACUUUGUUGCUGGUUGUGGGUCAGACAGAAUUUCAAUGUCAUUUGAAAGUUUAGGUCAUUCAUUUAUGACAAGGGUGUCCACUGUAUCCUGUUCUUCUUUUUGUAUGUGGAUAUUUUCAUUAUCUGGUCAAUUGCAAGGAUGAAUUGAAAGAGACAUCCUUAUCUAACUCCUUUUUCCACUUUAAAGGCAUCUGUGAGUCUACCUUCAGGUACCACCGGCAUGUUAUUUCUUCAAAAGAACUCUGAAUGAUCCUGACUAGUUUUCCUGGUACCCCAUAAUGCAGCAGAAUUUUCCACAAGGUUUUUCGGUCUAGGCUAUCAAAGCCUUUUUGUAAUCAUUAAAAUUUAGGUGGGGUGUGUGUGUGUGUUUCCAUUCGAUGAACUGUUCUAUAAUGAUUAUAGUGUUUCAAUUUGAUCUGGCAUGAUCUGUUUCAGCUGCAGCCAGCCUGUUGAUCUUGUAGCUGGGUGUCGAACUGGUCCUUCAUUCUAUUCAAAAUAAUUCUCUUAAAGACCUCUCUUAGUACAGACACCAGUGUAAUUCCACUGUAGUUCACACAGUUUUUUUUAAUCAAGGCUGCUAAAUAAAACAAAAUAUUUAAAACUGUCUCUGUCAUUCUAAACUGAAAAUGGAUGUGCCAGGGGAGUUGAUCUUAAAAAAAUACAAUGACAAUAUUGGAAGUUAUUGUGGCAUUAAAAAUGUUGGUUAUUUUACGUCACAAUUUCUUAGAAUUGGCAAAAACAGGUCAAAAUUGUAUACCUAUCAGCUAGCUUAAUGUGUUUCAUAAAGAAAAACCUUAUAUAUUUUUUUAUAGGGGAUAUAAAGGAAUUAUACGAGACACCCAUAAAGGAAGGUCAUUGGGCAGCUUUCUCUGAGGAUUGUGGAGGAAUCAAUAAAAGACUGACAAGACUUAGUGUAAGUUGUUGACAGGACUUAGUGUAAAAUGUUGGUAUUAUAUGAUAAUGAUGUCGUACUUUUUAAAUUAUGUUAUGUUCUUAUCUUUUAAAAAAGAGAAUCUGUGAAAAUAGUUUUAAAAAUAUUGAUGGAACUUGGUCAUAAUACCAGACACUUUUGUGUAGUCAUUGGAGAAACUAAAGUUGAUGAGAGCCAAUGAUUUCAUUCAUAAUUUGCUAUUUAUUUAUUUACAGGUUAUAUAAAACUGGAUGAUAAUCUCAAUAAAGAAAAUAUCCCCUUAAAAAACAAAUAUUUGUUCAUUUAACCCAAAUAUUAAUAUAAAUAACCCAUAUUUUGUUCCCCAGAAUGUCUAUGCAGAGUUUCUUGAUUUUAAAAACGAACAUGUGCAGAAGUUGGCCUUGAAGCCCACGGCAUGUUCUUUUAACACGGGUGUUUUUGUGUCUGACCUGUCAGUCUGGCAAAAAAACAACAUCACCACCCAGCUGGAGUACUGGAUGGAGCUAAACACCAAGUCAGUGGACAAUUAGGAGAUAGUUUUAUCAAGAUUUAUUAGGGAUCUCAUGCUGAACAUUUUUUGUCUUUUUCUUAUUGACUGAUGAACAAGUUUCUAAAGAAAGCUUUUUGGUUUUAUGGACUGUGGGCUUUGUUCCUAAUGAGAAUUUUAACAAAUAACUGACAUUAAGUCAAGAUUCUAAAUGUUGGGGAAUAAGUACUCAAUGACAAGAAUGUAAUAAUUACGAUUAAUAGUCACUGAAAUUUUGAAACUUAUUUAUGCUUUUAUCAGACCUGUUUACUCUUACGAUUUUGGUAUACAAAGUAUGAUUUUUAGGUGUCUACAUGUUUAUUUUUGUACUAUUAAGAUAGUGUAUUGAACGAUUUUGUGAUAAUAUUGUACGAUUUUAAGAGUCUGAGGGUAAACAGGUCUGUUUUAUUAUUUAAUCGUUAGUUCUGGGCAUUUAUCAUGUUUAAAGAAAAGUUGUCUUACUUCAUAAUCUUAAGCCUAUUAAAAAUGGUGAUGGGAAUCUUUUAUACACUCAUCUUUGUUAACACCAAUUUCUCAGCAGUUUAUUUUUUAAUUUUCUUUUAUCUUGAAUAGAGAAGAGGUUUACGGCAAUGAGAGAGGAGGUGGAGGUUCCCAACCCCCUAUGAUGAUUGUAUUUUAUAACAAAUAUUCUCCCAUUGAUCUAAUGUGGCAUGUCCGACAACUGGGUAAGUUUUUUAAUGUGACAGCUCUAAGACAAUGUAGACGUUUAGAUAAAACCUAUCUCUGCCUAAAGGAAAUUAGCCCCAACCUAUCUCUGCCUGAAGGAAAUUAGCCCCAACCUAUCUCUGCCUAAAGGAAAUAGCUGCAACCUAUCUCUGCCUAAAGGAAAUUAGCCCCAACCUAUCUCUGCCUAAAGGGAAUAGCUGCAACCAAUCUCUGCCUAAAGGGAAUAGCUGCAACCAAUCUCUGCCUAAAGGAAAUAGCUGCAACCUAUCUCUGCCUAAAGGAAAUAGUUGCAACCUAUCUCGGCCUAAAGUGAAUAGCUGCAACCUAUCUCGGCCUAAAGUGAAUAGCUGCAACCAAUCUCUGCCUAAAGGAAAUAGCUGCAACUUAUCUCUGCCUAAAGGAAAUAGUUGCAACCUAUCUCGGCCUAAAGUGAAUAGCUGCAACCUAUCUCUGCCUAAAGGGAAUAGCUGAAACCUAUCUCUGCCUAAAGGGAAUAGCUGCAACCUAUCUCUGCCUAAAGGAAAUAGCUGCAACCUAUCUCUGCCUAAAGGGAAUAGCUGCAACCUAUCUCUGCCUAAAGGAAAUAGCUGCAACCUAUCUCUGCCUGAAGGGAAUAGCUGCAACCUAUCUCUGCCUGAAGGGAAUAGCUGCAACCUAUCUCUGCCUAAAGGAAAUAGCUGCAACCUUUCUCUGCCUAAAGGAAAUAGCUGCAACCUAUCUCUGCCUAAAGGAAAUAGCUGCAACCUAUCUCUGCCUAAAGGAAAUAGCUGCAACCUAUCUAUGCCUAAAGGAAAUAACUGCAAGCAGCUCACUCUGGUUAUUGGUUUAAGGGUUAUGAAAUUGAUUAAGUGUUUAUGCCCCAUAGUAAAUCAAUCUGCUGCCUAAUAUUGAUAUAUUGAAUAUUUAUAUUAGUAUUAGCUGUUUGCAAAAUAUCACAUUUAUUAAUUAUCAGUAAUUCAUGCAAUAAAUUCAUUUGUAAUUUUUUAGGGGCCACUGCAGGCUCAUCUUACAGCAAGUCUUUUAUACAGAAAGCCAAAUUGCUGCAUUGGAACGGCCCACUGAAACCAUGGAAUCGUAUUGCCCAGCACAGUUAUGCCUGGGAUAAAUAUUUUGUUCCAGAGCCAAGCGCACAGUUCAAGGUCUUGAGGAGAACAUAAAGGAAUGGCAUCUUAUUUCAAACGUCUGCUUUUAACCUUGAGCUGAAAUCAAAGUCUUAAGCAUGGAGCAUUUAGAAGUUGAAUUAUAUUUAAACUUUAUCAGCAGGUUCCUGAUUUGAAAAUUGUUUUUAAUAAUAGAGAUCUAUCAAAUAUGUCAUACGGCAACAAAAUGGCUCUAAGGAUGUGAUUUUUGUUUUCAGCCAAACAAUAAACUGUUGUUACCAAAUGCAGCCUAUUCAAAAAUUUCAUUUGCCAGAAAAUUAGUGCUAGUUGAAUCGGCAGUAUUAACUCUGACUUCUCUUUGGUGUUGCCAAAAUUCAAGGCCAAUUUUUGACAUGGACAUAAGGCUAUUUUUUUUUUAAACCUCGAAGAUAUUAAACCGGCACAUUAAAGAUUUUGCAGCAAGGUAUUAAAAAUGAUUAGAUUCUUCACUUAAUUCAAUUUUUUUCCUGUGGG